AUGAGGAAGAGUAAAUCAGGUCCUAAAAUUGUUCAAAUUGAAACAAGAUAUGUCCAAACCGAUGCAGUGAACUUCAGAGACGUUGUUCAAAGCCUAACCGGAAAGAAUUCCUCGACCGACUGGAUCGGUCGAGGAAAUAACGAUGCAGCCGCGGCCACGGCCGCGGCAGCUACUGAAAUCCAAGAAGGAAAUAAUAAGACACAAGAAGUGGUUAUUGAUACAAGUUCAACAUCUUCAACAAAGCUAAUGAUGAUGAGCAACAUGUCAUUCAAAGAGUUUGAAAGAUUAGUGUUAGAGUUGCCUCCCAUUCAAAUGGAAGAGAUGCUAUGGUUAUAG
Molecule: messenger RNA, 336 nt
Organism: Vicia faba (fava bean)
Lineage: Eukaryota; Viridiplantae; Streptophyta; Magnoliopsida; Fabales; Fabaceae
Source: the annotation of a GenBank genome assembly